AUGUUAAGCCCCCUUCCUGACCUCAACAUAGGUUCGGCAUCUGCCAUCCCGCAGGCGAACGACGUGGAGUAUCUCACGCCUGUGCAGAUUGGCACACCGCCGCAGACAGUGAUGCUCGACUUCGACACGGGCUCCUCGGACCUGUGGGUGUUCACAACGCAGACGCCGCAGCAGCAGUCCCAGGGCCACCAGCUGUAUAACCCGGACUCCAGCUCGACGGCGUCCCAGGUCGCCAAUGCCGAGUUCCAGAUUCAAUACGGUGACGGGAGCGGCGCGUCGGGCACCGUCUUUCGGGAUGUCGUCACUGUCGGCGGUGUGAGCGUGCAGGAUCAGGCUGUCGAGGGCGCCACGAUGGUGACUGGUUCUUUCACCGAGGACCAGGCGACGUCAGGACUGCUGGGCCUAGCCAUGGACAGCAUCAACCAGGUGACCGACGGUGGCACGACGCCUAACCCGCAAAAGACCUUCUUCUCCAACGCCAUGGGGAACCUGGCCAUGCCGCUGUUUACUGCCAACCUGAAGCAAGGCACCACUGGCAACUACAACUUCGGCUUUGUCGACGAGUCCGAAUUUACAGGCAGUGUCAACUUCGUCGCCGUUAACAGCAGCCAGGGCUUCUGGCAGUUCGCGGCCAGCGGGUUCGCAGUCGGCCAGGGCGCAGCAACGGCGCUCCCACACCAGGCCAUCGCCGACACCGGCACAACGCUCAUGCUGAUGCCCGACGAGGCGGUCGAGGCGUACUACCAACAGAUCCCCUCGGCGCAGAAUAGCCAGCAGCAAGGCGGGGUCGUGUUCAACUGCAACGACACCAUCCCUUCAUUCACGGCCGUCAUCAGCGGGUACCAGGCCGUCGUCCCUGGCGACAUCAUCAAGUUUGCGCCCGUCACUGGCGACUCGACGGAGACCUCAGAGCUGUGCUUUGGGGGCAUCCAGAGCAACAGCGGCUUGGGGUUUGCCAUCUAUGGUGACAUCUUCCUCAAGGCACAGUUCACUGUGUUUGAUGGUGGGAAUAUGCGCAUUGGCUUUGCCGCCAAGUCGGAUGGAAAUUUCUAG
Messenger RNA from Cryphonectria parasitica EP155, 1053 nucleotides. RefSeq lists its product as uncharacterized. Gene Ontology annotation, molecular function: aspartic-type endopeptidase activity. The transcript is spliced from 2 exons. The coding region runs from base 1 to 1053 and encodes 350 amino acids. NCBI's taxonomy places the organism in Eukaryota, Fungi, Ascomycota, Sordariomycetes, Diaporthales, Cryphonectriaceae. The record is from RefSeq and is a predicted model, not a curated record. Gene Ontology annotation, biological process: proteolysis.